CAUUAGUAUUUUGGUUUUGAUAUCUGUUGCUAACAUGUGGAUCAUUGGAGCAAGUGUGCCUUUCACAGUCCUUUCGCUCUAUGUAAGUAAACACUUUAUAAUCACAGCACGUGAGAUCAAAAGAAUCGAAGCCAUCACGAGCAGUCCAGUCUGCUCACACGUGACAGAUACAAUUCAAGGCAUCACGACGGUUCGUGUGUACAAAAGAGAAGGAGUAUUCCUGGAUCGUUUUUACAGUUAUCAAGAUGCAAACAACAGAGCUUUGUUCUGCUAUACUGCUUCCCUCAAGUGGCUUGGUAUUCGCCUCGAUUCUCUAAGUUCAGUCCUAGUUACUGUUGUAACUUUAGCCGGCAUUUUUCUUUCUGGUGAUACAGCUUUAUCAGGCUUAUCAAUAAGCUACUGUCUGCAGCUCACCAACACAGUUCAGUGGAUGCUGCAGGCCAUCGGAGAAACGGAGAAUUACAUGACGUCCGUCGAACGAGUUUUGAGCUACACACAACUUCAACCGGAGCCAGGCUACGAUGCAAUUAUCCCGCACGCUCCCAGAGAUUGGCCUGAAAAUGGUUGCGUCACUUUUCGAAACGUGUCUUUGAGCUAUUUCUUAGGGGGUCCUCCUGUCUUGAAAAAUAUCAGCUUUAGUGCCGCCGCCGGUGAGAAAAUAGGUAUUGUUGGACGGACUGGCGCUGGAAAGUCGUCGCUUAUCGCUUGUUUGUUGCGCAUGCCUGCAAACACCGAAGGAGAAAUCAUAAUCGAUGGCAUUUGUGUUGGUGAUCUCAACGUCCAGGAUGUUCGCACCGCGAUUGCAGUCAUUCCUCAGAGUCCUUUCCUCUUCAAUGACGUGCUUCGUCGAAGUCUUGAUCCAGCUGACAAAUUUACUGAUGAAGAGUUAUGGGACAUUUUGGACAAAGUUAAGCUGAAGUCGACUGUGGUUAAUAGAGAUGGACAACUUUACUGUCACGUGACAGAAAAUGGAGCUAAUUUCAGCGUUGGCGAGCGGCAGUUGAUCUGCUUCGCUCGCGCUCUUUUGUUCGGUAAAAAAGUUAUUGUAAUGGACGAGGCAACAUCCAGUGUGGAUACACAAACGGAUGAACUGAUACAAAGUAUCAUUCGUAAAGAAAUGAAUCACUGUACUGUUUUGACAAUUGCACAUCGUCUGAGUACUUUAUCUGAUUAUGACCGAAUAAUGGUGCUCAGCGAAGGGAAAAUUAUCGAAAUGGAUUCUCCUAAGGUUUUACUGAGCAAUGAGCUCAGUUAUUUUUACCAGCUAUAUCACAGUGUGAAGUCCUAAAGUUUUCUCUAAAGUACGAUCAUGCCAAGUAAGAUUUCCGCUUAAAACAAAGGUUAGAAAGCAUACAAGUGUGAACUACAUGUUGUCAAUAAUUAUAUACCGUUAAAAGGAUUUUUUAUACCAAUCGACUCUCACCGAAAGUUUGUAUUGGAGAAUUUAUCUUAAUUUUUUUCGCAGUAAGAAAUAUUUUUAUUAAUCUCAAAUCGAUAAAGUUUGUUGAUCGUCAUAAGCAUGUAGACAAUGACCAAAAAAAUCAAAGAAUUUGCGUUUUGGUCAUUUUGAGUUAAAAACCAAAGUUGGUAGAAUACGAAGUUUUUUUUUCUUGUCACAUUGUUACACAGCUUCGUCUCAGUUGCCAUGGUGAUUAUAGGCAUUUCAGUGUUCAGUGUAAUACUCUCAUUAGAGAAAACAGUAGUGGAUGUCUGUAGACUGCAUACACUGACAGUUCAUCUGUUUUUACUUUUUCUUAAGUUUACUUGCGCAGUUAAAAUUUUUCGUCUGGACUUAAUGUCUUGCUCGAACUG
Molecule: messenger RNA, 1812 nt
Organism: Pocillopora damicornis (cauliflower coral)
Lineage: Eukaryota; Metazoa; Cnidaria; Anthozoa; Scleractinia; Pocilloporidae
Product: ATP-binding cassette sub-family C member 4-like
Biological process (GO): transmembrane transport
Cellular component (GO): membrane
Molecular function (GO): ATP binding; ATP hydrolysis activity; ABC-type transporter activity
Source: RefSeq, a predicted model, not a curated record